This is a messenger RNA of Hevea brasiliensis (rubber tree), 1691 nucleotides long. RefSeq names its product alcohol dehydrogenase 1. The record is from RefSeq and is a predicted model, not a curated record. Gene Ontology annotation, biological process: formaldehyde catabolic process. Gene Ontology annotation, cellular component: cytosol. The coding region runs from base 142 to 1449 and encodes 435 amino acids. NCBI's taxonomy places the organism in Eukaryota, Viridiplantae, Streptophyta, Magnoliopsida, Malpighiales, Euphorbiaceae. Gene Ontology annotation, molecular function: S-(hydroxymethyl)glutathione dehydrogenase [NAD(P)+] activity; zinc ion binding. The transcript is spliced from 10 exons.
AGAAUACGAGUAAGUUGUAGCUUAUAUUCUUCUCCUUGAAUUGUCCAAAACCAGGGUCUUGAUUGCUACCCAACGGAUCUCCUACCUGUGUGCCAUUUGUUGGUUGUUUCUGUGAGAAGAGUCCAGCUUAAAUUGUCCCACAUGUCUUCUUACAUGGGUCACAGGCUGACAGGCACAAAUUUGACACCACCCUUUAAUAAGUUAAACAAGAAGAGCUUUGACACUUAUUUCUCCUCUAUUAAAGCUGCCUUCUGGGGUUUAGAAACAAAGGGAUUUCGUUCAAUCCAUUCUCCUAUUGAAUCAGCUAUGUCCAGCACUGCCGGUCUUGUUAUUCCUUGCAAAGCUGCAGUGGCAUGGGAGGCAGGGAAGCCAUUGGUGAUUGAGCAAGUGGAGGUAGCCCCACCGCAGGCCUUGGAAGUGAGGAUCAAAAUCAAAUAUACCUCGCUUUGCCAUACUGAUCUCUACUUCUGGGAAGCCAAGGGCCAGACGCCGUUGUUUCCUCGCAUAUUUGGACAUGAAGCUGCAGGAAUCGUUGAGAGUGUUGGGGAAGGCGUAUCAGAUCUCAAGGUUGGGGAUCAUGUCCUUCCUGUAUUUACUGGAGAAUGUGGGGAAUGCAGGCACUGCCAGUCUGAGGAAAGUAACAUGUGUGAUUUGCUGAGAAUAAACACUGACAGGGGUGUCAUGAUUAGUGAUGGCAAAUCUAGGUUUUCAAUUGACGGGGUGCCGAUAAAUCAUUUUCUCGGCACAUCAACCUUUAGCGAAUACACAGUUGUGCAUAGAGGUUGCCUUGCAAAGCUCAAUCCAUUAGCACCUUUGGAUAAAGUCUGCGUUCUCAGUUGCGGCAUCUCAACAGGACUGGGUGCGACAUUGAAUGUGGCUAAACCAAAAAAAGGUUCCUCAGUUGCUGUUUUUGGAUUGGGAGCUGUAGGCCUAGCAGCUGCAGAAGGUGCAAGAAUUGCUGGAGCAUCUAGGAUCAUUGGGGUGGAUUUGAACCCCAGUAGAUUUGAGGAAGCCAAGAAGUUUGGUGUAACUGAAUUCGUGAACCCAAAGGAACAUGACAGACCAGUUCAACAGGUAAUUGCAGAGAUGACAAACGGCGGAGUCGACAGGAGUGUAGAGUGUACAGGCCAUAUUGAUGCCAUGAUCGCAGCUUUUGAAUGUGUCCAUGAUGGAUGGGGGGUGGCAGUGCUAGUUGGUGUGCCCAACAAGGAAGCAGUUUUCAUGACUAAGCCAAUCAAUUUACUCAAUGAAAGAACUCUUAAAGGAACCUUCUUUGGGAACUACAAACCGCGGACUGACCUUCCAUCUGUUGUUGAGAUGUACAUGAACAAGAAGUUGGAAUUGGACAAGUUUAUUACUCAUAGGCUGCCUUUUUCUGAUAUCAAUAAGGCCUUUGAGUUAAUGCUGAAGGGGCAGGGCUUGCGGUGCAUUAUUAACAUGGAAGAGUAGGAUCUAAGGUGGAAAAACUGAAAAGCUGAAGCCUUUUUUCCCCUGAAUCAAAUAAACUUGUGAAACAAAUAAAGAAAGGACAUAACAAAUAUCACCCUAUUUCUCUUUUGUAUUUUAUCUUCUUGUGUGUAUGAUGUCUCUAUGUAAUUUACUGGAACCGUUGGAUAUGGGGAACGUAGCUUGGAAUGGGCUUGCUCAUUCACAUCAAAUUGUUUUAAAUGUAUGUUGCAGAUUGCAUACUA